AUGAACAAUUUUCAAUAUGUGACAACCAGUGUGCCUGGCCCUAAUACGGAUCGAGAAGAAUGGGAGAUCUUAGCCGGUUGUGAAUGUACAGGUGACAAUUACUCCGCUGACGGUUUGUUACUGGAUAAGCCCAGUGGAGCUCCUAUUCUCGAAUGCCAUAGCGAAUGCUCAUGCUCAAUGUUAGAAACUCCUUGUAGAAAUCGAGUAGUGCAACUUGGUGUGAAAGUAGCAAUGAAGGUUUAUGCAUGCGCUGAUGGUAAAGGUUUUGGAGUGCGAGCAGCUGAAGAGAUUCGACCGCACACGUUUAUUUGUGAGUACGCUGGCGAAGUUUUGGAUAAGGAAGAAGUCGAGAAGCGAGCUGUUUCGAAACAUGACCAUAAUUAUACAAUGACAGUACGAGAACAUGGAGAGAGUGGUGUUACAACUACUUUUAUCGAUCCGCGACAUCGCGGCAACUUAGGGCGGUUUAUCAACCAUGGGUGUGAUCCGAAUCUGUCUAUAGUGAUCAUACGGAUAGGUUAUACAGUACCUCAUGUUGCACUGUUCUCAAAUAAGACAAUACAUAUAGGGGAAGAAUUGUGUUAUGAUUAUGGUGCUUCAGCGCUAAAUGAUGGCAAAGGAAAGAAAUGCCUUUGUGGAUCUGCCAUAUGUAGAGGAUAUUUGCCAAUGUCUGCUACGGCUUCAGAAUAG
This is a messenger RNA of Cylicostephanus goldi, 690 nucleotides long. The record is from the annotation of a GenBank genome assembly. Lineage: Eukaryota; Metazoa; Nematoda; Chromadorea; Rhabditida; Strongylidae.